Messenger RNA from Zootoca vivipara (common lizard), 6011 nucleotides. NCBI's taxonomy places the organism in Eukaryota, Metazoa, Chordata, Lepidosauria, Squamata, Lacertidae. The record is from RefSeq and is a predicted model, not a curated record.
UGGGGCCGGAGCGGGGCUGAGGCACGGGGAGGCCAGGGGCCUGGGCCGGGGUGGCGCUGGAAGGCUGGUGUGGGCGGGAGGGGGCCGGUGGGCUCUGCAGGAAACGUGUCAGGGAGGCUGAUGGACGGGACCGCAUGCGGGCAGCCAAGUAGAGCCUCCAUGUUCAGAAGCACUGCACCUCCGAAGACUGUGCAGCGCUGCGGCGGCCCUCGCGCCCCCCCUCCUAAUUUCUAACUGCCCUUGUCCGAUUCCCUGGCAGGCUGCGACUAAGAAAGCAGGAUCUGACGGGUUGCUCUUCUUGUUCUUUUUAAUUACAAUUAUAUGCCGCCUUUGCCUUCCAAGGAGCUCAAGGUGGUGUACGUGCUUUUCCUCCUCUUCCUUGUUUCAUCCUCUCAACAACCCUGCGAGGUAGGUUAGGCUAUGACAGUUUUUCCUCAAACCUGGGCCCCGCCCCGAAUGUUGUCAGACUACAACUCCCAUCACUCCUAGAUAGCAGAACCAUUGUUCAGGGAUGAUGGGAGUUGGGUCCCCAGCUGUUGUUGGGCUACAAGUUUGAGAAACACUGGAAACGAUGGUGACUAGCCCAAGGUCACCCAGUGAGCUUCGUGGCAGAGUCAGGAUUGGAACCCUGGUCUCCCAUAGUCAAGCACUCUUAAAAGCAUCAAGCCACACUGGCUCUUGCGGUUUUAUUUGGGGUGGUCACUCAGGAAUCCGGACCUGGAAUGAUAAGCAGCGGUUUAAUAUUCUUGCUGCAUUAUAUCCUGCCUUCCUUCUACUGUACGUUGGAACUUAAGGCAACAUGCAUGGGACUCCCAGGUGGGCUCCAUUCCAGAUGCUGAUCAGCCCCAGCACUGAUUAGGUUCAGCAAGGGGGCUGCAUCCUGUGCCAUCAGACUGUGCCCUGUGUUCAAGGUUGUUGGGGUUUUUUGGAGCACAGUAUAUUUUUCAGUCACUACUGCUGCCUUAAAAAAAGAAUUACGUUAACUGUAUGUUGGUUUGCCAGGAUGGAGGCCUCCAGGUAUUUUGGACAAUGACUCCCAUCAGUCCCAGCUAAAAUUGCCAGUGUUCACAGGUGAUGGGAUUUGUAGUCCUGGAGUGCACCACGUAGGCCACCCCUGCUGUACGGUACAUUGAUCUUCAUUUAUUGUAAAAUGCAUGGAAGUCCUUCUAGGAAGAAAAAUGGGAUAUAAAUAUGUUAAUCCAUUUGUUUAGUACAGGAUGGAGUGUGACUUCUAGGAUGCUACUUAGAGAAGAGGCAGGCUAGACAGGAAGACAGAUAGAGGUCUUGCAAGGAUGCUGCUCUCUAAUUAUUACUGUCUCGUUCAUCCUCCAGAAUGCUUCUCUUGCUACACAAUAGCCCCAAGAGGUUGACUAGUGUAGCAUAGUAACAGCUAGUAGCCCCAGUUAGCAUAACAAAUGGUUGAGACUUAUGGGAGUUGUGCUUCAAAAUAUCUGGAAGGCAGCAGAGUUCAGGAACUAAGCUAUGAACCAGGAAGUCUCUGAUUCAGAUCAUGCCUCUGCUAUAAGCUCACUAGUAAGGAAUUGUUAGGUAAGCUGGAGGUUUUUCCAAUCCUGAGCCCAGUCCCCACGCCUAUCAUGGCAAUACUGGACUACCUAACCAGGCCAUCAUAAGGACUGCUGCCAUUGUAAAGUGAAGCAUUUUGGAUACUAAAGCGUUAUAUGUAUAAUAAGUAUUUACAGUCAUACCUCAUGUUGCGUCCACUUCAGGCUGUGUCUUUUCAGCUUGCGAACGUGGCAAACCUGGAAGUGUUUACUUCCGGGUUUCACCGCACGCGCAGAAGCGUUCUGCGCGCUAUGCGCAGAAGCGUUCUGCGCGCUAUGCGCAGAAGCGUUCUGCGCGCUAUGCGCAGAAGCAGUCUUAUCGCGCUUUGCGCGUGUGCAGAAGCGCCACUCUGGUUGCAGACUUUUUGGGGUGCAAACGGCACCCAGGAAUGAAUCGUGUCCGCAACCAGAGGUACGACCACUGUACUAGGUUAGUCUACAAAUGACGAUCAGAAAGCAUCAUAGCUAAACAGGGUUUUGAACCUUACUCUCCAUGUUCAAGUUCAGCAUUAUAACUGCUACUGUCCAUAAAAUUGUGAUUAGUUUUCAGGAGGUAGUAGAGUCAGUGAUAGUAACCUUUGGUGUUGGUAACAAGAGGAUAAGGCAUAAGUCAGUAUACAAUUUUUCUAGAUUUCUGACCUGUAAAGAAAUGGAUGGGCUUCUAGGAAAAUCAGUGCAGUAUAUAGUGAGGAAGCUAGUUACCGUAGAUCUGGGAAAAAUGAGUUCAAGCUCCACCUUUGCUGUGGACAAACUGCAUGGCUUUUAGGAAGCCAUGAAGUUCCGUGGUCACAUCUCAUCCUGUAAAAUGGGAGCAAUUGUGAUGCACCUGGCAUGAUUGCUGCAGUGUGGACAAAGUGAUUAGAGGGAAGUUACUCUCUCUUAAUACCAGAAUUUAUGAGAAGAGCCUUCUGGAUCAGACCAAUGUCCAGCACCACUGUUUUCACAGUGGCCAACGAGAUGUCCGUGGAAAGACCAAAGGAAGGAUCUGAGUGCAACUGUAUUCUCCCAGUUGUGAUUCUCAGCAGCUGACAUUCAGAGGCACACUCAAAGUAGUCCAAUGAAACUGAUUCAGGAUAGACAAAGUCAGGGCAGAAGUACAGGAAUGCUUUUUCAUGUGUGAAUAGUAGCCAUCUCUUGAGUUAGAAUGAUCUUGUAUUUUUGUUGUUGUUGUUGUUUAGUCGUUUAGUUGUGUCCGACUCUUUGUGGCCCCAUGGACCAGAGCACGCCAGGCACUCCUGUCUUCCACUGCCUCCCGCAGUUUGGUGAUCGGUAUUUUAACCUCUCUUUAAAAGCAACUUGGUUUGGUAGCUAAUAAAAUGCCAAAGGGUGCUGACAUUUAAAGCCCCAAACGUAUUUGGCCCUGUGUACAUGAAGGAGCCUCUCCACCCCCAACGUUCAGCCCAAAUACUGAGGAUUAGCUCCAAGGGUCUUCUGGUGGUUCCCUCAAUACAAGACCAGGCAGAGGACCUUCUUGGUAGUGGCACCCAGCCUAUGGAACACCCUCCCAUCAGAUGUCAAAGAGUUAAACACUUAUGCAACAUUUCAUAGGCACCUGAAAGCAGUCCUGUUUCAGGAAGCUUUUAAUGUUUGGUGUUUUGUUUUGUCCCUUUAUAUUUUGUUUGGAAGCAGCCCAGGGUGGUUUGGGUAACCCAGUCAGAUGGGUGAAGUAUUCUUAUUUUACUGAUGAUUUUUUUUUCUCAGGGUUUACCAUUGAUCUUGUCAAAUUCUUUUCUGGCUGUUGCUUCAAAUUGUCUCUGAUCAAGACAUUUUGAUAAUCCAUAAGGCAAAAAUUGAUAAAGGAAAUGGCAUGCUAGGCUUCUAUGGUCAGGUGGUUAUUUAAUACUCGAAACCCUUCUUUUCAGAGCUUAGGAUAGAAUACAGUAUAUAUCUAGGGGCUUUGUUACUCUAUCCUCACAGCAGCCUUAUGAGGUGGGUGAGCCUGAGUCAAUAUGACUGGCCAAAAAUGGCCUAGUAGACUUCACAUUUCCCUAGUCUGAUGCUGUAAGCAAUAUACCACUCUGUUAUCACUCCUACUUCCGGGCUAAGUUCUGUUGAGCAAAAAUAUGUUUCCUGAACUUGUUGGACAAAAAUGCAUGUUCUUAGUUUUAAAGGUGUUCUUUUUUAACAAACAACAACAACAACGUAGAUGUAAAAAGUAAAAAUACAAAAUCAUAAAAAUACAAAAAUCGUAAACCAGAGAAAUGGUUCAAGUUUGCUUCACUCCUCAUAACUGAUACUUUCUGCCUUGCCUGUGCAGAAUAGAGCUAUAACAUUGGUUUUCUUUUCAAGUUCUGCCUUGAAACUUUAGCAUAGAGACCUACUUAAAUACAUUACCACACAGGAAAUAAUUAUUGAAUGAGGAAUUGAAAAGCUACCUCUGCUGCUUUUAGAACCAGCCUUCAUUUUAGAAGUUUGAGGCGGAAGUAUGGUUAACAGUAUUUUGCAAAAUGUCAGUUAAUUACUUAAACCUGCUUGAGGCUCACAUUUUUACAGAAAUGUUUUUCAUUCCUCCUAUAAAUGCGUUUUGUUUCAGCUACCAGAUUCGAAGUGCUGGCACCCCAGUUCACAGCACUUGCACUAGCUUGGUGUACUGUCACUGCAGUAACAGCCUAAUGCCAUGUUUUCUGCCAUUGCACUACAACAUUGGGUGGUACAUUCUCUGUUUGCUCUUGCAGGAAGUUCUAGCACUGGGCUGUUUGUAUAAAAUGUGAUGCUGACAUGGGGACCUCUUGUCCUUUCAUCCUGUCAAGCCUGCAGUCUCUUAAUCCUUUGCAGCUGCUGACUUUGCAGUUUAGACUUGGUUGGAAGAAGAACAAGGCAAAUGACUUUUAUUUUCCUGGAUGGCUUUGAGAGCAUUCACAGAGAGAUGCCACUCUCCUAUUUCUCAAAGAAACAGACUUACAGUUUGGAUGGAGCUGGCUCUUGAUCAGUAGCAAGGGGUAGCAUUGGGUGCACCCCAGGAUCUAUCAACUAUCAAAAUUAUGAAAACUUAAGAUUUGUGGCUAUAUGGAAUUAUAGAUAAAAGUGUAAAAGUUCCUCGUAAUUUUCGACUGUUGGAAGAACUUGAAGAAGGUCAGAAAGGAGUUGGAGAUGGGACAGUUAGCUGGGGUCUUGAAGAUGAUGAAGAUAUGACACUUACAAGAUGGACAGGCAUGAUUAUUGGGCCUCCAAGAACAAUUUAUGAAAACAGAAUAUACAGCCUUAAAAUAGAAUGUGGGCCUAAAUAUCCAGAAGCACCUCCAUUUGUAAGAUUUGUAACAAAAAUUAAUAUGAAUGGAGUAAAUAGUUCUAACGGAGUGGUGGAUCCAAGAGCCAUAUCAGUCCUAGCAAAAUGGCAGAAUUCUUAUAGUAUCAAAGUUGUUCUGCAAGAGCUCCGGCGUCUAAUGAUGUCUAAAGAAAAUAUGAAACUCCCUCAACCACCUGAAGGACAAUGUUACAGUAAUUAAUGGAAAAAACCAACAACAACAAAAAAUCAUGCCCCUUCAUCAAUUUAAGCUCUCUCCAUUUUCCACGGUAGUAAAUUUUCUAGAUGCAUCUUGUAGACCUCCAAAGUACUGGAAAGGAAGUUCCCUUGCAAAGGAAAGUCUACCUUGAGAUACUGUAAAUGAUACUAAUUUUUUUUCCCCCAUUUGAAAAUAAGUUGUGCUAUAACAAAUAAUGCUGUCAUGUGUAACCACUGUCCAUAGUUGAACUUCUGGUAUCAAGAAAAAGUCUAUUUAAAUUUAUUACUGUCAAGACCAGUGUGGCACAUUGAACUCAACUGUGAAAAAGCAUAAAAAGCAAAUGUCACACAAUCACAUUGCUGUGUGUUUGGCCUGGGUUUAUCUCUCUCCACCACCCCCCUCCCCGCCCCCUUUCUCUUUCCCUUUCCGUCUGACUUGUCUGUCCGCAAUAGGGUUGACGCUCAGGGCUAUUUAUUAGGGUAGACACGAAGGGCACAAUCCGCGGGGAUGUUCUCCUAGACCUUUGAGAAGAAGCGAGGCUGCGCAAGAGUGUCGUCCCAGGCCGUUGCUCAGAUCUCAUUCAUUCCAGUAAGGCUUGCUGAGGACCAUGCCUCAAAAGGACUGUGCCCAAAGGUUUUAAUCCUCAGUCCUAGGCUGAGGUUAUCUGGACUACUAAUGGGAUGUGUUGGUAUCCUCAGUCAUCCCUCCCUUUGUGCAGGCUCUAGUAAAAUGCUGAGUGUGUCUCGGGGUUCUUUAUUUUCUGGGUUUUUAAAAAAAGAAUACUAUAGUAUUUUUUUUUUUAAUUUUGCAAGGGGCUGUGAGAGGAGGCUCUUCUUUCUCCCCAUAACCUUUGGCUAAGGCAUAGAUUGUACUUCUGCACCAUCACUUUCCCCCAUAAUGUGGGCCUUGGGGCGGAGGGGUGUCUUUCAGUCUUUCUCCCUUUUCUCAUAGUUGGGGUGCUGCUUUCUAUUUGCCCCUUCUGUGAUGCUGUCUUUUACACCUGGCC